CGCUAACGGGCCCACUCACAGCGCAGUAGACGCCCGCUGUGUGCCCGCGGCAUGACGAAAGGUACGAAGUACAUGCGGGGCGCCGCCUGCCUCGUGAUAGUUAUCUUGGUGUCAGGGCUUCACACAUGAUAUCUCCCCCGUCCUCGGCGCUACUUCGUACUGUCAGGACGAUUGCCGUGCCGCAGUGGUCAUGGACUCCAGGCGUUACGCGUUUCCUAUGCCAAUCCACCGACGAUAAACUUUCAUUGAUACUGUAUCUAGCUCCCGCACCCUGCAUGGGUCCGCGAACAAGUUUUAUAUCGGCUCCACCUGCUCUCCCUUAUCCCCAAGCCAUUGCUAUUGCUCCCGUGUACCCGUCUGUGUGAGAGACUGACCUUCGCUCGCCAUGGACAUCAAGGGCAAGAAGCCGUCCACAUGGGACCAGUACGACGGCGUGCGCGGUGCGUCGGUCGGCUCGCAGGGCAGUCGCGUGCAGUGGGACGGGCUCGAACGGCGGCCCAGCGAACAGAGCGCAUCGAACACAGGCACGUCUUCGGCCGUCAAUGGAACUCUGCGGAGGCGGAGAUCCUCGGUAUCGCAGCAAUUGCAGGCGCUGGGCGAUGCAGGCGGCGUCAACAGUAUCAACAACUUCGCCCGCUCGUGGCAGCGUGCAGCAGGCUUCUUCGAGAUCACCCCCGUGCGCCCAAGUUUCCGCGUCGAGAGUGACGACGACGAAGAGACACCCACCGCCGACUUUCCGCGCGCAGGAUUCGUCCCGAGCACCCUCGCAGAGCACCGAUCCGCUCUUCGCAAUGCGCUGCAAUCACAAGGAAGGCGCACGUCUGACCAGGGAACUGCCGUCGAGGACGAAGAGGCCGGCGCCGACGAGCACACCCGCCUUCUGCCGAGGGACUCACAACAGCGACUGAGAGACCGUGGCGACAGUAUCUUCAACAUUGAGCCCUCGCUUUCCUCGCCCUUCGGCGGAAGCUAUGGCACAGCCUACGGCAGCUUGUCCGCACGCGUCAACGAGUCUUCGAUGCGCCAUGCUGGACGCCUGUUCACCGAGCAGCAGCUGAAGGGCGUGCAGGAACCAGAGCAAGAACGAGAGCCGCUGCUCGUCAAGCAGGUCGAAGAGGACGGACAGAUCAUCAACGUUGUAGUUGGGCAAUCGACACUUCCACAGACCAUCUUCAACUCUGUCAACGUUCUGGUUGGUGUGGGGCUGCUAACGCUGCCCCUCGCUCUAAGAUACUCUGGAUGGGUGAUUGGCAUGAUCUUUCUCGCAUGGUCUGCCGUGGUGACUUCGUAUACCGCGAAGCUCCUUGCCAAGUGUCUGGAUGUCGACAACUCCCUCAUCACCUUCGCCGACCUGGCUUACGUUUCUUUCGGUAACAAGGCUCGCAUCGCUGUUAGCAUUUUGUUCUCUCUCGAACUCCUGGCAGCAUGUGUUGCCCUUGUGGUGCUCUUCGCUGACAGCAUGGACGCCUUGAUUUCUGGGUAUGGCGUUCUUACCUGGAAGAUCGUCUGUGGUGUCAUUCUGGUUCCACUGAGCUUCCUUCCUCUGCGCCUGCUGUCCUUUACAUCCAUUCUGGGUGUCAUGGCUUGCUUUGGUAUUACACUCGCUGUGUGGGCAGACGGUCUCCUCAAAGCUGACGCUCCUGGUUCCAUCCGUCAGCCCAUGACCCAGUACCUGUUUCCCGAGAAUUGGAUGACGAUUCCGCUCUCGUUAGGUCUUCUCAUGUCUCCUUGGGGUGGUCACUCUGUGUUUCCCAACAUCUACAGAGAUAUGCGACAUCCAUACAAGUACCGCCGCGGCGUUGACAUUACCUACAUCUUUACCUACCUGAUCGAUGUCGGUAUGGCUUGCGCCGGCAUCCUCAUGUUUGGUGAUGGAGUCAGUGAGGAGGUUACGAAUAACAUAUUCUGGACGGCAGGCUACCCUCCAAGUCUCUCUGUCUUCAUCGCGAUUUGCAUCGCCAUUAUCCCGCUCACCAAGGUCCCGCUGAACGCCCGUCCCAUCGUAUCCACUCUCGAAGUCCUCUUCGGUCUCGACUCCCGAGCAAUGGCCAUGUCAUCCUCCAUGAACGGCAUGUCAGGUCUCAACCGGGGGCUGUUCAAGGUCACAUUGAAGGUCGUGACCAUCGCUGCCUUUGUGGUUAUUGCCAUCGUCUUCCCGUCUUUCGACCGCAUCAUGGCACUACUUGGUAGUGUCGCUUGCUUCUCCAUCUGCAUUAUCUUGCCUGUCGCAUUCCACCUGAAGCUCUUCGGCAAGGAUAUUGGAGGCGGUGAAAAGGCCCUGAAUUGGGCUUUGAUCAUUUUCAGCUCUAUCUUGGCUGUCAUUAGCACAGGCUUUGCCUGUGUGCCCAAGGAGCUGAUCGGUGCUUGAUGCAUCGACCACUUGUACGGGAGCGAGGCUUCCACUUGUUAAUUAGUAUUAUUGUCGUUGUACUUCUAUGUCUGUCAUUUGGAGU
Didymella exigua CBS 183.55 is the source of this 2453-nucleotide messenger RNA. RefSeq lists its product as uncharacterized. Gene Ontology annotation, cellular component: vacuolar membrane. The coding region runs from base 386 to 2368 and encodes 660 amino acids. Gene Ontology annotation, biological process: amino acid transmembrane transport. The transcript has 2 exons. NCBI's taxonomy places the organism in Eukaryota, Fungi, Ascomycota, Dothideomycetes, Pleosporales, Didymellaceae. Gene Ontology annotation, molecular function: amino acid transmembrane transporter activity. The record is from RefSeq and is a predicted model, not a curated record.